This is a messenger RNA of Oncorhynchus mykiss (rainbow trout), 2097 nucleotides long. It is a transcript of the gene spata6, whose product is annotated as spermatogenesis associated 6. Gene Ontology annotation, biological process: spermatogenesis. Lineage: Eukaryota; Metazoa; Chordata; Actinopteri; Salmoniformes; Salmonidae. Gene Ontology annotation, cellular component: sperm head-tail coupling apparatus. The record is from RefSeq and is a predicted model, not a curated record. Gene Ontology annotation, molecular function: myosin light chain binding.
CAGAAAGUAUAAUGGAUGUAUAUUAUACUCCCGUUGAUGGCAGUAAUGCAACAUAUUGUAUGCUAACCGCCUUUAAAUCCCAAAGAAGAAGAAGAAUCUCUCCGCUCCCUGUUAGUGUUUGGCAGCUAUGACAACGAAGUUUGAAAAUGGGUGGUUUGACACCUCAGAAGAAGAAGCUCUCCUCCUCUAAAAUGUCUCAGAAAGCUCUGAAAUGCACCGUGCGAAUUAAAAUCCAAGCUAUUACUUGUCCAGGGGUUGUGUUACCCAAUCAGGAAGACAUAUACCUGAGUGUCUGCGUCAUGGGACAGUUCAAGAAGACUCUCUGUCUGCCGCCUGCCUUCCCUCUUCUAUUCCAUGAGAACAUGGUAUUUGUGAAGACGUUCACAGGAGCUGCUGACCCAGGUCACAUUGUGGACCUCCUUGAAGCUGACACAACAUCCUUUGAACUGAUUCAGCUUGUGCCUCCAGAGGGGGAUAUUUUGGCCACUAUUGAAGAGAAGACCAGAGAAUUCCUCUAUCCAGGCCCCAAGCUGACACCUAGAGCCGAUGGUCCUGAGAGAGAGAUGCUGAUGAGGAGAUCUAUCUGUUUCCCUGGAAUCUCUCCUAAAGUGGAGUUUGCAACCAUGUCUGUCAUUGAGGAAUGUGAUUGGAAAGAUAGCCAGCCUCAGCCUGCUUCCCCUCCGUGUUGUAGACCAUCCCCAGCCAAACAGUCCCCAGCAAGGCGUAGACCAGUCAGAGGGGCUGUUGGGAGCCCUAGACAGACGCUGAAAGGGAAGGAUCUGAGUCUGAUUGGUCCAUCCAGUGGUUAUGAGCAGCCCACUGUGGCCUCCCAGGCUCGUGCUCUCUCUCCCUACACCCACCGCAGGAUGUGCCAACUGUCUGAGGAAGCCAGGCAGAGACUCAGCUACCUCCAACUUGGGCCCUACAAGUUCAAGAAGGAAACAGAGGCCCAGAUCCCCUUUGUGGUCACCAGUACUCGGAGUGUCUCCAUGAUUGAGACUCCUUCAUCUUGUCUCUCCUCUAAAAUAAGCCUUCCCCACAGCAGGUCCACCAGCUUUGCUCUAGACCCCUUAGGAGAUGUCUCUCUCCUUGGCAGCUAUAGACCAAAGCCUGUUAAAGUAGGCACUGGCUGUCUGAAGACUCAGAAAUCACCAGGGAAGUCUUCCAGACAGGACUGUUCCAGAACCACAGUCAGGAUGGCCCGGUCAGCCCUGGCUGCCCAGUCCUCUACCCCAGUGUGUGGCCCAAGGAGUCCCCUGCUCAGCCGCUCCUCCCUCAGAGAGCGGUUCCAUAGUAGUGAGUCCAGUCCGUCUAAGGAGAUCCACAGUCGAGUCCAGAAGAUUCUCCACACCCAUUCUACUGACAGGAAACUACACUUUGACGAGGAUGGGUGUUCGGCUAAGCGGGGGCCUCCGCUCUCCUGUGAAGACUCUUUAUGUGACAGCCAAGACAGGGACACUCCUGGAGAGACAUCUGUCCACCUGGACAAUGGGACAUUCUGGAGCAGGCAGGUUGCCUGCUACACAGGGAAACCCCACAGGGCUGUGUUUGAGGACAGUCUGGGACUCAUCUACAAGAACAUGUACAGGAGGGCCUUGAGCACCACCUGAGACCUACACUAUUAUUGCUUUAGACACCUGGCUGGGUUCCAAUUAUGACACUUGAUUGCUAAGAUGAAGGAACACUGACCCUGUGCUAUACCAUAACCAAAGCUUUGUCAUAUGUGCCCUGGUUACACUGAUUUUAGCUCAUUUAUAGGGUUACAUGUGUGCACUAUUUACAAUUUUCCAUAUUUUUGUACUAAGAAUGUUUAUCUAAACUGAUUUAAUGACUGUACUUCUUCAAAAUGUCUUUCCUGUCCAUCUUGUGGAUUUGGUGUACUCAUUCUCUGGGUAGAAACUGGUUGAGCAGAUGUUAAUUCAUUUACUCCUAACAAGUAUAUCAAUGGUGGCUAUGCAUGAAAUCUUGAUUUCCAUUGUUUAUGGCCAUUAAUGUAAAAAGGCCCAGUGCAGUCAAACAUGUUUCAUAUAUUGAACAAAAAUGCAACGUGUUGGUCCCAUGUUUCAUGAGCUGAAAUUAAAGAUCCCUGAAAUGUUC